AUGAAGCCUUUAUCUAUAAUAUGGCUAUUAGUGAUCAGCGUGAGCUUAGUGUGGGUUUUGUGCGUGCAAUUGAGCGCUAGUGCUGGAAUAAUAGCUUCGGGUGACGGAGCAAUUAUUGGUGGGCAGGACUCACCUGACAAACUUUAUAGACCGAGACAGAAUAUAGUGGUGGUCAAGAGAGAUAGCACUGAUCCUUCAAGUACUGAGGGUGCUAGCGCAAAUCCAGAUAGUGCUGAUAACACAAAGCCAAAAACGAAAGAUAAUACUGAUCCUAAGAAUGAUAACACAAGUCCAACGGAAGAUACCGCAAGCCCAACGAGCAAUAAAAAUGAAAAAAGUCAAAAGAGUGAUAAUACCAAUCCUCAGGAUGAUAACACAAGUCCAACGGAAGAUACCGCGAGCCCAACGAGCAUUAAAGAUAAAAAAAUUCAAACGAAUGAUAAUACUUAUCCUCAGGAUGAUAACACAAGUCCAACGGAAGAUACCGCGAGCCCAACGAGCAUUAAAGAUAAAAAAAUUCAAACGAAUGAUAAUACUUAUCCUCAGGAUGAUAACACAAGUCCAACAGAAGAUGCCGCAAGCCCAACGAGCAUUAAAAAUGAAAAAAGUCAAAAGAGUGAUAAUACCAAUCCUCUGGAUGACAACACAAGUCCAACAGAAGAUGCCACAAGCCCAACGAGCACUAAAGAUAAAAAGAUUCAAACUAAGGAUAGCACAGAAUCAACGGAUAGUAUAAGCAUUGAGGAUACUGUUUCAACGAAAGAUAACACAGGCCCAACAAGCACUGAUGAUAGCACAAGCCCGACAAGUACUGAUGACGCAAACACGAAGGGCGCUAAAAACAAAAAAAUUCAAACGA
Acaulospora morrowiae is the source of this 859-nucleotide messenger RNA. The record is from the annotation of a GenBank genome assembly. Lineage: Eukaryota; Fungi; Glomeromycota; Glomeromycetes; Diversisporales; Acaulosporaceae.